Punctularia strigosozonata HHB-11173 SS5 is the source of this 543-nucleotide messenger RNA. RefSeq lists its product as uncharacterized. Gene Ontology annotation, biological process: regulation of transcription by RNA polymerase II. Gene Ontology annotation, cellular component: Set3 complex. Lineage: Eukaryota; Fungi; Basidiomycota; Agaricomycetes; Corticiales; Punctulariaceae. The record is from RefSeq and is a predicted model, not a curated record. The transcript has a single exon. The annotation marks the transcript as partial.
AUGGCUCGAUCCGAAGCUAGGCAGCAAGCGACCUACCCGCGGGCGGCAUCUUCGCUGGCCCAGUACUUUGCUCAGAAGGAGGAAAUGCUCGACGCUAAGAUCAAGCGCCUUCGAGAGGAGUAUCUGGCUCUUCAUGUAAAAUGGGUACAGCAAUGUUCGAAGCUGGAGACUGCGCCGAAGAUUGUUGCACCCCCACCCGAAGAGUUACCAGCAGCUCCGACCGGUAGGACGACCCGACGCUCAGCUGCGACUCUCGGAGAUGCCGUUCGUUCAGAUUUGGAGUUGGAGCAGAUCAUCUCCACCUUGGGCAACGAGGACAUGCUUGAUCCGAGCAUAUUGUGCCUUCGCAACGUCGCGAAAAUUCCCGACAUGAUAUCAGCGACUCAUGGACAAGUUGAGGCUUCAUUCGACGAUACUAACAAUCUUGUGGAUAAUCCCGGCGACUUUUACGCUCCUCGAAGCGGCUUCGAGGACUGGACGGACGAGGAGAAGGAGAUCUUCAACGAGAAGUAUGCGGCUCAUCCGAAGCAAUUCGGUAUCAUU